AUGGAUCAUGUAACAAAUGUACCACUUGUUAUGAUGGGUAUUACCUUGAUAACUUCAGAUGUUACAGAUUGCCAAAUUGUGAAAAAAAACGACGAUAAAAAUUGUUAUACUUGUAUUAGUGGGUAUUAUCCCGAUAACGAAGGAAAGUGUCAAAAAGGUACGAUCCGUCAUUGUUCAAAUUAUAUAAAUAAAAAUUUGUGCGUUAGAUGUUUGGAAGGAAUGAAAGUUGUUGGAACACAAUGUGUAAAGAUCAAUGGAUGCCUCAUUUCUUAUGCAAAAACAUGUGAAAAGUGUGAACCAGGAAUGUCUUUAAAUAACUCUGAAUGUCAACCAUGUGCCUCAGACAAGUGUAUUGAAUGUAAAAAUCCAUCUAUUUGCUCAAAAUGUUUAAAGGGAUAUACCAUCACUACUAAUGGAGGAUGCAAGAAGUGUGAAGAAAUACAAAACUGUAUAAGUUGUGCAAACGACAAGGAAGAAUGGUGCACUUCCUGUUCAGAUAAUUAUAGGCUUGUUGAUAAUCAGUGUCAUCAAAAAAUAGAGGGGUGCUAUCGUUACAACGAUAAUCCAAAAGCGUGUGAUAUAUGUUCAAAUGGAUACACAUUAAAUAAUGGAACAUGUAUAAAAUGCACAAGUGGGUGUUAUUCAUGUGAUUCUAAUGGUCAAAACUGUUUAUCGUGUUUUUAUGGAUACACCUUAAAUGGGACAACUUGUAUAAAAUGCACAGAUCAUUGUGGUGAAUGUUUGAACGAUUUGUCGAAGUGCUUUUAUUGUUCAAUGGGUUACUAUUUAAGUAAUAAUUCUUGUGUUGAUUGUGAAGAAACAGGCUGUCCAAAUCUUGAUACAGACACAUGUAACAAGUGUUCCUCGAUAUGUUUUCUCGGAGUAAACUCAAUUCUUUGCAAACAUGAAGCUUGUACUGUUUAUAAUGAAAGCCUUAACAUCUGCACUGAAUGUCAAAACAAUUAUUUCCUCGAUGAAGAUUAUUCGUGUAAAAAAUGCGACUAUUCUUGUAAUUAUUAUGGUGGGUGUGUUGGUGAUAAAUAUACGUGUUUACGGUCUAAAAACAAAAUUAAUAAUUGUAUUCUUGGAACUGUUGAUGGUAAAUGCAAAGUUUGUGAAUAUCGAUACACCCUUUCUGAAGACAAAACAAGUUGUGAUAAGAUUGGAUAUUGCCGAUUUCGUGAUGAUGAUGGAAAUUGUAUGGAGUGUUACAUUAAGUUAUAUGACACUUUAGACUAUUAUUAUACACCAAACAAAAAAGGAGAAUGUUAUAUUGGUAUGGAUUAUAUUAUUGAUUAUUCUGAUAAUGAAGAAACGUCUAUCGAUAAGUCAGAUUAUUCUAAUAAUGAAGAAACUUCUUUUGAUAAGUCAAAUUAUUCAAAUAAUCCCAAUGAAACAAUAAACGUUUACAUCGCUUUUCUUAUUUUGGUUAUUUUGGUCUUAAUUUAG
Molecule: messenger RNA, 1449 nt
Organism: Entamoeba invadens IP1
Lineage: Eukaryota; Evosea; Mastigamoebida; Endamoebidae
Exons: 1
Coding region: 1-1449 (482 amino acids)
Source: RefSeq, a predicted model, not a curated record